This is a messenger RNA of Cephus cinctus (wheat stem sawfly), 1985 nucleotides long. Its product is annotated as mitochondrial ribosome-associated GTPase 2. Gene Ontology annotation, cellular component: mitochondrion; cytoplasm. Gene Ontology annotation, molecular function: GTP binding; rRNA (uridine-N3-)-methyltransferase activity; magnesium ion binding. Gene Ontology annotation, biological process: rRNA base methylation. The record is from RefSeq and is a predicted model, not a curated record. The transcript has 8 exons. Bases 697 to 1929 code for a protein of 410 amino acids. NCBI's taxonomy places the organism in Eukaryota, Metazoa, Arthropoda, Insecta, Hymenoptera, Cephidae.
CGUCAUUGGACCCUGCGCAAUCUGAACCAAAAUACGAUGGCUAGUGGCUAUACCUCAUCUGUUUGUAUCAUGGAUAUACCUUACUUAUACACAAUCCGUGACAAUAGCAUGGUUAAGUCCAAUUUGGUCUAGAAACACGAAGAAGUGUAGAAAAUAAUGUAAAGAAAAUGUAUUCGAUGGACAUUCCUUGAACCGAUUUUGCGAUUGUUCUAUAUUUUUCUGUGCAUCGUUAUCUUUAUUUCCUCAUCUAGAGGCUACUGACAGCCGGUUAACAAAUACAUCAAUAGUCAAAAAUGAGAUUAUCAGUUUUUAAAAAUCAUGAUAAUCUACUUCUUGUGGGUGAAGGCAAUUUUUCCUUUGCUGUGAUGUUGGUUGAAUAUAAUUUGAACGUGACUCUUACAGCUACAUGUUAUGAGCCUAUUGUAACAUCAGAAAUUGGAAAGAAAAACAUAGAGUACCUUAUGAAGAAUGUUGGUAUUCGAGUAUUGUUAGGUGUUGAUGCAACCAAACUAAACGAACACCCCAUAUUGAAAAAUGAAUAUUUUGAUAAGAUCAUAUUUAACUUUCCUCAUGUUGGAGUGAGAGAUUCUUGAAUCAAAAUGGGCAGGUUUUAGUUACUCUAUGUAAUGGCCAAGGUGGUACUCCGGCAGAUUCUCCACAACGACGUUGGGAUGAUUCUUGGCAAAUUACUGAAAUAUGUACUAUUUAAGACAAUUGGGUACGUGGUCAGUAAUAAGGAAUGUUAUUCGAAAAGAAGAAAUGCUUUUCCACAACACUAUGAUACCAGUACCUGUAUCUCGGCCUGCACGUAAUAACAAUGACAGAACGUUUCACAAUGCACAAUGUUUUCAUAAACAGCGAGAAACUCCUACACCUCUAAGAAAUAUUAAACCAAAGUCUGAUAAGAAUACUGCACAGUUCUUUAGGGAUGUGAAACAGGUGAGAACUGUUGGAGGAAAAGGAGGUGAUGGUGCCAUUUCUUUUCUUCGGCUAUGGGUGAAUGAUCGUGCUGGUCCAGAUGGUGGGGAUGGUGGCCACGGUGGUCAUGUGAUUUUUGAAGUAUCUUUAGACGUAAGAGAUUUCGUGAACGUGAAAACUGUUAAUGAAGCUCCUCCUGGAGAAAAGGGCUAUUCCAAAGAUUGCUGUGGAAAGAAUGCAAAUCAUAACAUUAUUAAAGUACCACUUGGUACCAUAGUACGUUCUGUUGAUGGUACCGUAUUAGCAGACUUAGAUACACCAGGAAUGAUGUUUAUUGCUGCUCGUGGUGGUGCAGGUGGCCACGGAAAUGCAUUCUUCGCAUCGGAAACUCAACAGGCACCUCAGAUUUCUGAAUAUGGUGCCCAUGGUGAAGACUGUCAAUAUCUAUUAGAACUGCGAAGCAUGGCUCAUGUAGGACUGAUCGGUCUACCAAAUGCUGGAAAGAGUACUUUGCUUAGGGCAAUAUCUAGAGCUAGACCUAAGGUUGCUCCUUAUCCCUUCACAACUUUGAAACCUCAUAUCGGUAUGGUGCAGUAUGAUGAUUAUGAACAAGUAGCAGUUGCUGAUUUACCAGGACUUAUAGAAGACUCCCAUAAGAAUAAAGGUCUUGGCAUAAUGUUUUUAAAGCAUGCUGAACGGUGCGCAGCUUUGCUAUUUAUUCUAGACGCAAGUCAGGAUAAACCGUGGAACGAUUUAGAAAUUUUGAAAUAUGAGAUUAAUCAAUUUAAUCCAAAAAUGAAUGAGAGACCUAUGAUUGUUAUUGCGAAUAAAAUGGAUCUGCCGGAAGCUGAGGAGAACUUGACGUUGCUGAAGGAAAAGACAAAUAUUCCCAUUAUUCCAAUAUCUGCGAAAAAUGGAAGCAACUUGUCGACCUUAUUAAAAGAAAUUCGAAUAAUAUAUGAUAAUAAACUGAAAGAGACUUCCGGCGAUGAGCACCAAGUUUCUUUAUAAAAUUCAAUAGUUAUACAGUUAAGUAAUAAAUUCAUGUAAUUCCAGAUCCUCUUUAA